Molecule: messenger RNA, 3019 nt
Organism: Salarias fasciatus (jewelled blenny)
Lineage: Eukaryota; Metazoa; Chordata; Actinopteri; Blenniiformes; Blenniidae
Gene: wnt5b
Product: wingless-type MMTV integration site family, member 5b
Exons: 8
Coding region: 135-1622 (495 amino acids)
Biological process (GO): neuron differentiation; multicellular organism development; cell fate commitment
Cellular component (GO): extracellular region
Molecular function (GO): cytokine activity; frizzled binding
Source: RefSeq, a predicted model, not a curated record
GGAACUGACAGGUCCGCGGAUCGCCGGAGGCUCUCUUCUUUCACGUCCGCAUGUUCCCAUAAAACGACACUUUUCGGGAGCGAGACGAGGACUUUUGUGUGACACCGAGGAGUGAAAGGAAGGAAGGGCAUUUCAUGUGUCCAAAAAAAAAAAGUGACACUUUGGAAGAGUUAGUGCGUGUGUGUGUGUGUGUGAGUGUGCGUGUGCGCGCUCAGCAGCCUGGAGGCGCCUCUCACCGAGCCGUCUGCAGUUUCCCAGCCGGACACAAAGUCACACUUUUCGGUCUGGAGCGCUUCGGAGGGUGGGAGGAAGGAGAAAGUUUGCUCGGAAACUUCGUGGAGACUUUUGUAACCCGCAGAGCAGGUCGGGUGCUGACUCCAGCAGACUUUGGGACAGUGAAGCGUUUUCCUCCCGUCCUCCCCCUCUUUUCUCUGACUGCACCAGUCCCGAGCCCACAGCAGAGCUCUUUCUCCAGGCCCGGCUGUGCGGCGGGGACGCGGCGGACCAUGGACAACAGAUCGGUCCGGAGGGGACGAACCGGUGCGGCCCGACAUCUGCUGCUGGCAGCCGCCCUGCUGGCCUGCAGCUCCCAGCUGCUGCUGGUCGAUGCCAACUCGUGGUGGUCACUGGGUCUGAUGCCAAUUCAGCGCCCAGAGAUGUAUAUUAUCGGGGCUCAGCCUCUCUGCAGUCAGCUCUCCGGCCUUUCCCAGGGUCAGAGGAAGCUCUGCCAACUCUACCAGGACCACAUGACCUACAUCGGAGAUGGAGCCAAGACGGGCAUCAAGGAGUGCCAGUAUCAGUUCAGACAGAGGAGGUGGAACUGCAGCACCGUGGACAACACGUCUGUGUUUGGACGAGUCAUGCACAUUGGCUCCAGAGAAACGGCCUUCACCUACGCCAUCAGCGCGGCCGGCGUGGUCAACGCCAUCAGCCGGGCGUGCCGCGAGGGCGAGCUGUCCACCUGCGGCUGCAGCCGCGCCGCCCGGCCCAGGGACCUGCCGCGGGACUGGCUGUGGGGCGGCUGCGGAGACAACGUGCACUACGGCUACCGCUUCGCCCGCGAGUUCGUCGACGCCCGAGAGAGGGAGAAGAACUACCCCCGCGGGUCGCCCGAGCACGCCCGCACCCUGAUGAACCUGCACAACAACGAAGCAGGGAGACAGGCGGUCUACAAUCUUGCUAACGUGGCCUGUAAGUGCCACGGGGUCUCGGGUUCCUGCAGCCUGAAGACCUGCUGGCUCCAGCUGGCCGACUUCAGGCGUGUCGGUGAAUUCCUGAAGGAGAAGUACGCCAGCGCCGCCGCCAUGCGGAUCGGACGCAAGGGAAAGCUGGAGCUGGAAGACAAGCGCUUCAACACCCCGACCGCCGAGGACCUGGUCUACAUCGACCCCAGCCCGGAUUACUGCCUCCGCAACGAGACCACGGGCUCCCUGGGCACGCAGGGCCGCCUGUGCAACAAGACCUCGGAGGGGAUGGACGGCUGCGAGCUGAUGUGCUGCGGCCGAGGCUACGACCAGUUCAAGACGUACAAGCACGAGCGCUGCCACUGCAAGUUCCACUGGUGCUGCUACGUCAAGUGCAAACGCUGCACGUCGCUGGUGGACCAGUUUGUGUGCAAAUAACCCGCCGGCGGACGUGAAGUCAGACAGAAGGGGGGGGGAAACACGCGGAGAUGGAGGAUGCAGGAGAUGACAGGAAGGCGGCGUUUCAGGGCUAUGGUCAGGACGAGACACAAUUUUUUUUGCAGUUUAACUUUUUAACCUCUGAUGAUUAAUCAUUUGACAUCUAAAAUGAGGAUCAAUGUCUGUUAGGUCGGUUUUCUUAGAGUAAAUUGCAAAUCAGUGAUUGGAGAGAAAGAAAAUUUAGGGGGAAAAGUGAUUUGGACUUUUAUUUCUCCACCUUCAAUCAUCAUUUUCUGUUUCUUGUGUGACAUCCUGAUCGCAAAGACCUGAAGCAAAGAGGGAGGGAAGAUGGAGCGAACAAAGGAGGGCGUUGAGAAGGAAUGGACCUGCAAGCGUAACAACUGGAUUUCUUAAAAGUGGACACGCAGUGCGAGAAGUGAAAUAAAUAUAUAAUUAAAUAAUAAACCAGCAUACAAUUCGUAUUGUUAUUUAAAGAGGACUCUGGAAAAGAGGCGGUUUGGACUCGGACGUUUCCGCGGCUCUCUGGGGUCUGGUGCUAUUUCAGAGCUCAGCGGUGUCCCUCCGUCUAUUUUAAGGAACCCUGAAGGAGACGCGCUGGAGAAACUGGAGCUCAAACUGGCAACAGAAAACAGAAGAUGCAAAUGCAAACCAUGAAACGGGUGGAUCAAAGAGUGUUAAAAGGAAAAAAAACAACAACAAAGGGAACGUGUAUGGUUAUUUUACAUCAAUGUAUUGUUUCACAAGGACGCUCAGUUGACUGAGAAGCUUAAGUGCAGCUAUCUCUAGUUCCAGAUUUGUAUUUAAAAGCACUCUUAACGCACAGGAAAGCCCAUCAUCUUCAGGACCGGUGUGGUUUGCUGCAGCUUCCUCCGACCGCGCAGGUUAAUGAAGCUUGGUAGUCGCGGCCAUCUCGACACCUUCAAGAUCUGCGCUGUUUAAACAAGCGGCUCGCAGCAGCGGUUCCCGCUCCGUGACCUUCAUGUGACAGCGAAGUGAACAAAACCUCCAUUACAGAGAUUAAUGUGCUGUAUCUGCCGUAAUGAAGCCGGACGGGGGAGACAGAGCGGACCGCUUCUCCUCACGUUGCUGCGCAGCCCGUGACGGCAACAAGGAAAACAUCCCAUUUCGCCGCCUGUUUACAAAAUUUACAAACCUGUACCAUGAGGUUUUUCUUGCAUUUUGUCGACUUUCGGUUGUAAUUUGAGUGACAAAUGACUAACAUGAGCAGAAAAAAGACUGGAAAACAGAAGUGACUGCAAUUUAUUACUUGGAGAAAUAGUAGAUCUGAGAAGAAAGUAUAUUUUAUUAAUGUUUCCCACUUUGUUUUCUAUGUUUUAUACAUGAGUAUUAUUGUGUAUUCUCUUGAUAAACUAGUC